GAAGAAAGAAGUUGCUCGUUCAGCUAAAUAAAUAACAUCACCAAACAGUCAAAGAAAUAAACCGCUACAAUUAAAGCUUCACACGCCUUGCUGACCAUCAGAGACCGGGUAAUCGCAGACAUGAUUCAUCAAAGCUUGAGAAUUUCAAGAAAUACUUUCAUUCAAAUUCACUUGAAGAGAGACGAAAGCGACGAGGAAAAAUCAUACAACCACUGAAUUAUUAUCUUUUUCUUCUUUUUCUGUCUCUUGGAUCAACAAGGCA
Clunio marinus is the source of this 262-nucleotide messenger RNA. The record is from the annotation of a GenBank genome assembly. NCBI's taxonomy places the organism in Eukaryota, Metazoa, Arthropoda, Insecta, Diptera, Chironomidae.